Microthlaspi erraticum is the source of this 402-nucleotide messenger RNA. The record is from the annotation of a GenBank genome assembly. Lineage: Eukaryota; Viridiplantae; Streptophyta; Magnoliopsida; Brassicales; Brassicaceae.
AUGGUUUGCUGCAUUCCGAUUCCACCACCAACUGUUUCAAACUGUAAUCUGGAUGUGGAAAUCAAGAUACCGGAUUGUAGCCAUUGCGCGACAAUUAUGACUGAAGUUAUUCCCAGAUUCAAAGGGGUUGAAACAUGUGUGACGGAUAUAGUGAAUCAAAAUAUUGCCGUCAGAGGAAGUUUUAAUCUCGAGAAGUUGUUGAAAAAACUCAGUAAACUAACAGGUGAAGAUCAAGUGGUGCUUGUGAAGAAAGAAGUUGAAUCUGAAAUAGUCCAGAAGAAAAACCUUGGAGCACUUCUUGAAACCGAUAAGAAAUCAGAAGAGUAUGCAAAUAACAAGGAAAUGGACAAAAUUCUGAUGUUCAAUGAUGAAAAUCCCAACGCCAGGUGUACUAUUUCGUAA